This is a messenger RNA of Episyrphus balteatus (marmalade hoverfly), 1689 nucleotides long. Its product is annotated as kelch-like protein 4. Gene Ontology annotation, molecular function: protein binding. The record is from RefSeq and is a predicted model, not a curated record. Bases 1 to 1689 code for a protein of 562 amino acids. The transcript has a single exon. NCBI's taxonomy places the organism in Eukaryota, Metazoa, Arthropoda, Insecta, Diptera, Syrphidae.
AUGACAACCACAAAUCAAAUACCAAAAAAUGAUGACAAGAUCAUCUUCAAAUGUGAUAAACACUCGACAAUUAUCUCCGAGAAACUUCAGAGUUUCUAUCAAGAAAAUGAGUUAUUCGACACUGUGAUCAUUGCAGGAAGCGAUCAUGUCAAUAUCCAUGCUCAUAGUGUUGUCCUGUGUGCAUUGAGUGAGUACUUCUUGCAAAUUUUCCGUGGAACUAAAAGGACUUCGAAAGACAACAUUGUUGAACUCAAAGAAAUCAAUGCUUCCACAUUGAAACUUGUUAUUGAUUUCAUGUAUUCGGGUACGAUUGAAUUAAGUCUCCAGACUGUCGAGGCAGUCUUGCGUAUUGCAUCAUUUUUAAUGUUAAACACUUUAGUUGAUGGUUGCUGUGAAUUGAUUGAGGAAAACAUCGAUUACAGCAACUGUUUGUAUUGGUUAUGUUUGGCUAAAGAACUUAAGUUAAAGGGUCUGCAGGCCAGUUCGCUUGAAUUUACUUACAUUCACUUUGAGAAAAUAUCAAAAGAUAAAGAGUUUAUGAUAUUGAAUGAAAAUGAAUUAAAGGAUUUGUUGUUCAACGAUAAUCCUCAUGGAGACUUCGAAGAGGAAGUCUUCUUAUCCAUGGUAGCAUGGAUAAAUUAUAAUAAACUCCAGAGAGAACAUUUGGUCUUUGAGCUUUUGUCAAUGAUUCGUUAUUGGGUUCUAACACCAAAGUUUAUUGUUGAAAACAGACAUUCAGUUUGUAAAACUGUCGAGAAUUACGAACUAAUUUGUAGUUGGCUACAAUGGCAUUUGUCGCCAGAGAGUCGAACAAACGAUCACUCAAAAUGUGAUCUGAAACCACGGAAAAAACCUAAACUCACAGCUGCUCGAAGCUUUUACAAUGUUGAUGGAAACAUUCAAAUUGAAACUUUUAAUCCGCAAGAAAAUUCUUGGUCAGUUGAAAUAGAAAACCGUUUUGGAUCUAAAAAAGAUAUGUAUUCAACAAUUAUGAUGGAUGGUAAAUUAAUUGCAGUUGGGGGACAUGAUAGUACUGGUUGGAAGAAUACAGUAAAAUGUUUGGAUUUGAACACUCUUGAGUGGAGUUAUUUGCCACCAAUGAUAAACACACCCAAACAACGUUGCCAGUUGGUCGAUUUAAAAGGAUACUUGUGUGUUUUUGCUGAUGGUGAAUAUAUGAAAACCUUUUCGAUGGAAAUAUACAAUUUUUCCACCCGUAAAUGGUAUGAAAUACAACCGAUUUGUCAAUUAAGCGAAGGGUGCCAAAUAGCUGCACAUAAUGAAAUGUUAUACAUUCUUGAUUUUAAAAACGGCUGUUUACAAACUUAUGAUGCGGCUUCAAAUAAAUGGACCUCUAGAACUAUUAAGACAGACUUAUUUAAAUAUUUUGGUCUUGCUGCAGUUGAAGGAUUUAUAUACGUCUUUGGCGGUCGUUGUGUUGAUGAAAGCGAAUAUGUGACAACUGUUAAACGUUAUGAUUUAGCAAACGAUUCUUGGUGUGAAAUAUCAUCACUUCCAUACUUGCAAGCUAAUAGCUUUAUUAAAACCAAGGCCUUAGAAAAUAAAAUAAUUAUAGCUUCCGAUUCUCUUAAUGUUGCCGAAUAUGAUAUUGACACAGACAAAUGGAUCACUAUGAGUCCUAUAUCAAAGAGUAUUUGGUUUGGGUCUUUUGAUAUAUGUUAUAUGUAA